This is a messenger RNA of Thunnus maccoyii (southern bluefin tuna), 3316 nucleotides long. Its product is annotated as potassium voltage-gated channel subfamily S member 3-like. Gene Ontology annotation, cellular component: voltage-gated potassium channel complex; membrane. The transcript has 2 exons. Gene Ontology annotation, biological process: protein homooligomerization; potassium ion transmembrane transport. Gene Ontology annotation, molecular function: voltage-gated potassium channel activity; protein binding. The record is from RefSeq and is a predicted model, not a curated record. Lineage: Eukaryota; Metazoa; Chordata; Actinopteri; Scombriformes; Scombridae. Bases 457 to 1746 code for a protein of 429 amino acids.
GUUUAUUCUCAUUUGACACCAAAAGUCAGCACAGCGAAGCCAAAUGUCCCUAACGGAAACAAAUGAGAAAACGCAAGCAGCCCCUAAAGAAUAAUGUCAGCACUUGGCCAAAACAAUCAUAAAAUAUUUACAGUGAUAAAUUUGGCACACCUUAAGUGAGCUGGCGCGCCCUGAACACUGGUGUCACACAACACGUUAAAAGUUUAAAUAUAUUGUGCAGCCUGUUAGUGGGGUUAGUAGGAGAUGAGAUGUGUCAGCCGUGUGAUCAUUUGUCCUGCUGGAUGCUGCGUCCCGCCCUGCGCCGGACUGACUGAGUGUCACUGCGCUGGACACCGAGCAAAGUAACCAGCCACAGGACGUCUGCGCCGCCGACACAACAUGGCCAGGCGACGAAGCCUCUGAGAUUUUUCACCAAGGACAACUAAACAACCUCUAGGAGCUGUUCAUUGUUCCAUCAUGGUGUAUGGACAGAUCUUUCAUCGGCACAGUCCUGAUGAUUGCUUCAUUAAUGUCAAUGUUGGAGGUUUCAAACAACGAAUGGAGCACAAUGUUCUGAAAUGUUUCCCUCAGACACGCCUGGGACGUCUUCUGUGUUGCAGCUCCAAAGAAGCAAUCCUGGAGCUCUGCGAUGACUUCAGUCCCUCUGACAUGGAGUACUAUUUUGAUCGCAAUCCACGUUUUUUCUGUUAUGUUCUCAAUUUUUACCUCACAGGCAAAAUCCACCUGGUGGAUGGGUUGUGCAUAGUCUCCUUUUUUCAAGAGAUUGAGUAUUGGGGCAUCAAGGAGCGUCACCUUGACCUCUGCUGCAGUGGCAAAUUCCAUGAGCUAAUGGAACUUGCUGAGGAUAAAGGCUGGGAUCAGGGGAGCGAAGACCAGCAGUUUCACAGCUCGGACUCAUCUAUUGAGGAGCUGUCAGCUUUGGACGAGGACAUAGAAAUGUUUGAAGGCUCCUGGUGUGCAGACGUCCGCAGGAAUAUUUGGAUCCAACUUGAGAAUCCAGGUCACUCCACUUCAGCCAAAGCGAUGGCUGUAGCAUCCUUAAGUGUUGUCAUUGUCUCCAUUGUAGCCAUGUGCGUCCACAGCAUGCCUGACUUUCAUCAGGUGGAUCUCAAUGAGAAGGAGAUUGAAAACCCAGUGCUGACUUUCUUUGAGAACCUCUGUGUCCUGUUCUUCUCUGCAGAAUAUAUUCUUCGUUUGGCUGUUGCACCAUCAGCCAGGAAGUUCUUGUGCAGUCCCCUCAAUAUUAUUGACUUAAUGUCAGUUAUGCCCUUCUAUGUCACUUUGGCCUGUGACAUAGCGGACGAAGGUGAAAACACAGACCUGGAGAAUGUUGGCAAAGUGGUGCAGAUUUUGCGGCUGAUGCGAGUGUUUCGCAUCCUAAAACUGGCACGCCACUCAGCUGGCCUUCGCUCUCUUGGUGCCACACUUCGACACAGCUCCCGUGAAGUCGGACUUCUCAUACUGUUCUUGUCUGUGGGCAUUUCCAUGUUCUCUGCUCUCAUUUACUGUGCAGAGAAAGAAUCUCCGGAUUCAGAGCUGCAGACUAUCCCUAUUGGCUGGUGGUGGGCCACUAUUAGCAUGACUACAGUGGGCUAUGGGGACACCUUUCCUGUUACGCUUGGUGGGAAGAUAAUAGGAACACUGUGCAUCAUCUGUGGGCUGCUUAUCGUGGCGUUGCCCAUCACUAACAUCUUCAAUAAGUUCUCCAAGUUCUAUGAGAGGCAAAAACGCAUCGAUCUCAGGUGAAGCAAUAACUGAACCCCCUCCAGCUAGCGAAAGAGUCUUCCAGGAUGCAAUGUCAAGAACGUAUCCCCACAAAGUCAUGUAUGAAGCAUAACUUAUAAGGAGAGCCACACAAUAUACUGCAACAAACUUGGCAAAACAAAAUGGGGAUAACAUUCAAAUAUCAAACAAGUCUUUUCCUCUGUUGUGACAAAAGGAAUAAUUUUGCUUUUCGGGAAAUACUUUUAGUUGCUUUCUUCCCAAGAGUUACAUUUUUGUACGCUAAAUGCUUUAUGAGACACUAUCUGAAGUCACACUCAAUCUUGUGUCUGUAGCAGGUUUUUAAAACUCCUUAUAGACAUGAUACAGCAUUCUGCAGUUGUCCUUUGUCUAUUCCUACCAUGCUGUUUCAGUCCUCAUCUGUUAUUGAUCCAUCGACUUGUUGUCACGUUGCUGUAUUUUGUUUCAAAAGGCUUUUAAUUGCUUAAUCCAAUGAGAGGCGUCCUGCUGUUUGCUAGGUCAUCAGUGUAAUGAGUUCUUAAUCAAUGUGCCUGGGUCAAGAACAGUAAAAGUCAAUAGAAAUCCUUACAAGGUGCUGAAUUCACAAUUCAUCCCAUGGUAAGUAUCGAGAUCUGCAGUCUUUAAUUGGAGAAGAAUAAACCAGACAAUAAAGUUAUUAAGUCUCAGUUUGUCUUAUCAUCAUUAGCAGGAUUUCCAUUUUUUAAUUCAGCUGUUAACAGGUUUUAUUUCUCACUUGUGUUGAAUCUGAGCAAACAUUUCAUGCUGUGCUGUUUUUAUGUUCUUCUUCUCACUGAAACAGUUUCCCGCAGUCACCUUCAUCAACAGUGUCUGUGUGUGUUUUAUCUGUUAUCUCUUAAACAGAUAAGAAUGUUCAGAUCAAUGAAAACAGGCCAAAUAUCAGAGUUGCCCUCCAAAGAAUGCCAAUACUGCAGACAACAGAAACCACAAUCUCACCUCAAUUGAUUUUUAAUAUAAAUCAUGGCCACUACAAUACUGUUUAUGGUGAAAUGGUGAUCUUUAGUCAGAUUAUUCUCACUGGCAGCUGAUGAACAUUCACAGUGUUUUGCAGCCGUCAGCUGUCAGGGAAUAGCUAAGUAGCUUGUGGCUUCAGCCCUUAAAUAAACGUUGACGUCAGCACUCAGGGGUAUGGUCACCUUUUAUGCUUGGGUUCCUCCUCCUGUGUCCUUCUUUUACACUCAAAGUCACAAAGUACUGUACACUGAUUUAGUUCAUUGCUUGAGUCUUUCAAACUGAAAGUCACCGUCAGCAAUAUCUAAUGUGGUUAUCUCUGUACUGAAGGACAGUCAGGUGCUAUGCUACACAGGAACAUAGUGAUACUGUGUUUUCACUAAAAGUCUGUAGUCAUGCUAUCCUCACCAUGAUGUUAUUGAUGAAGAUGUUAACUCACAUUUUCACAACUAUCAUGCAGCAAAAACCAAUCCAAAAAAAGUUGGAAGUACCUUUAAAUAUACUGUGUGAUGUACUGACUUCAGAUCCAGACUAAGUUUUCUAAUUAAUCACUUUGUGAAAUAAUUUCAGCCACAUGAUAAUAAAAAUAAACAUAGAAAUUCCU